This is a messenger RNA of Penicillium angulare, 1026 nucleotides long. RefSeq lists its product as uncharacterized. The coding region runs from base 1 to 1026 and encodes 341 amino acids. The record is from RefSeq and is a predicted model, not a curated record. NCBI's taxonomy places the organism in Eukaryota, Fungi, Ascomycota, Eurotiomycetes, Eurotiales, Aspergillaceae. The transcript is spliced from 5 exons.
AUGCACCUAAUACAAUACCUCGCAUCCCUCAUCCCACUAUCCCUCUUGAACCUGAAACCAACACUCGCAUCCUCAUCCCAAACCACAAUCAUACCUCGAUAUGUCUACGACUACGCUCCCCUAGUCUGGCUUCACAGCCAAGACGCAUACAAACCAAGCGAUCUCCAAGCCCAACUAGACAAUACAACCCCCCAAGUAAACUGGACAUCUAUCCCCAACACACCAACACCACUAACACUAGAUAACCUCGAUCAACUCAAUAAUCUAGGAAACACAAGCGUCUACCUAACUACGCACGGUGGUAUUGCUGAAAGCCCCCAACCAGCUUGGUGGGGAGGUAUCACACCAGAUCGCGAUGGACGUAUAGAGAAUGGAACAGGGUGCGCGAUUAUAGUCGUUGAUCAUGGGAAAGAGAAUGUAGAUGCUUUCUACUUUUAUUUUUAUGCAUAUAAUAAAGGUGAUAGAGUAUUUGGGAGGGAAUAUGGGGAUCAUAUUGGUGACUGGGAACAUAACAUGAUCCGCUUCUCAAAGGGAAAACCCCAAGCAAUGUGGUUUAGCCAACAUGCCAGCGGACAAGCAUUUAGAUAUAAAGCGCUCGAAAAACGAGGCCAAAGACCAUAUGCCUACUCUGCGAACGGGACACAUGCCAAUUAUGCGAUAAAAGGUCAACACGAUCAUACAAUCCCCGGCCUAAACCUCCCAACCGGUUUCGUCCUAGACUAUACCAAUAAAGGAUUCCUCUGGGAUCCAACCCUAAACGCCUACGCAUAUAUCUAUAAUCCCAAGAGUAAAACGUUCACGGCAGCUGACCCUGACUCGAGAUCACCGGUUGGGUGGCUUGAGUUUAAUGGGAGAUGGGGUGAUGCAAGACCUCGGGGGGAGAAGACGAUCUUUGGAGAAGCGAAGUAUAUGGCUGGGCCUAAUGGGCCGAAGUUUAAGGUGUUGGAUCGGAAGCAUGUUUGUCCUUCUAGUCCGUGUUUGGUUUUCCCGUUUCGGACUUGGGAUGUACUUGAGCCCCAGCACUGA